Diaporthe citri is the source of this 4395-nucleotide messenger RNA. RefSeq lists its product as uncharacterized. NCBI's taxonomy places the organism in Eukaryota, Fungi, Ascomycota, Sordariomycetes, Diaporthales, Diaporthaceae. The coding region runs from base 1 to 4395 and encodes 1464 amino acids. Gene Ontology annotation, molecular function: protein binding. The record is from RefSeq and is a predicted model, not a curated record. The transcript has 2 exons.
AUGGACCUGUCCAUUCGCAACACAGGUAUAACUGUCAUUCACGAACCAGACUCGGGCUUGCCUAUUGUUGACAUCGUCGUCAUUCAUGGCCUUCAGGGACACCCGUACAAGACUUGGGCAUGCAGACAUACCCAACGAAGUGAAUCAACAACUGUUGGUUCCAGCGUCAAAGCUUCCGAGAAUGAAAAUGGAAGCCAGAAAUCGUAUCAACGUGUUGUUCCAUGGCUCUCAAGGGGGCAUUCGCCCUCACCGUCCAUCCGGUCCGACCCAGAUCUGAAGAGGCGAGAAAAUGGAAGCACAAAGGGAGCCGAACUCUUCUGGCCAAAGGACCUGCUUCCCGUCCAAUAUCCGAGUGCACGAAUCCUGGUAUACGGUUAUGACACCAGAGUUACAAAUUACCUGUCUGGGUCAACGAACGAGAACUCCAUCCACUCCCAUGGCAAAGACCUCCUCUAUUCACUCGCGGCGUGCCGCAGCCUUGAUCGCCCCUUAGUCUUCAUUGCACACAGUCUUGGAGGCAUAGUCGUCAAAGAAAUGCUCGCAAGUUCAUCAAACUCUCUUGAUGAUUUGGAAAAUGUCGUCGCAUCGACAGCCGCCGUGAUAUUCCUGGGGACUCCGCAUAGAGGCAGCCCUGACCUCGCUUUACUCGGCGACCGGGCGAGGAGCAUGAUCAGCGCAUUGAGAAUGAGAACGAACCCGGCCAUACUGGAUGCCCUUAGGCUGAAGACGAAUGACCUAGAACGAGCCCAAGAAGCUUUUUCCACUGUCUGGAGUCAAUACGAUUUCCGCGUCAAGACCUUUCAGGAAGGACUUGGACUUCCUGGGCUGAAUUUCGGACCUUUCGGAAAGAAGGUCGUUCCUCACUUCUCGAGCCUGCUUGGUGAUGUUCGGGAACGAGCCGAGUCGAUCCAAGCCAACCAUAUGGAAAUGUGCCGUUUCAUGGGGCUCGAUGACCCAAAUUAUAAAAGAUUAUGUGGGGAAGUCACUUCAAUCUACGACUGGCUCGCCGGAUCCAAUGCCACGACAGCAAAUCGCGUUGAUAAACAUUCACUCACAGCCAACACUUUGGCGAUCUCGUCUCGUGAGAGCAGAGCGGGGGCCAUGGGUGAGCGCGAGAAGAUCUGUCUGCAGUCUUUAUUAUUUCCGCACAUGAAUCAGCGAACCCAGAGUUUCGAGAAGCCGGCCGAAGGAACCUGCUCUUGGUUCUUUGAACAUGAAGCGUUCGUCAACUGGCUCGCCCAUAAGAGUCAAACCAAAUUUUGUGGUCUUCUUUGGCUAAGAGGCAAGCCGGGCUCUGGAAAAUCGACAUUGCUCAAAGAAGCCUUCUUUAGAGCUACAAUUGAAACGAGUGUCUCCGAACACCACGUCGCGUCAUUCUUCUUCAAUGCUAAAGGCGAUGAUCUGGAACACUCGCCAACUGGGAUGUUACGAUCUAUCCUUCAUCAGAUGUGUUCUCGGAGUACUGACCUCUUGGGGGCACUACUGAAUUUCGCUCAGAGCAGACGUGCUUUGUUUGGCGAAGACUUGGCUCCUUGGGAGGAAGCAGAGCUCAGGGCUUUCUUCAAAUCAGCUAUCGCCGGCCACAAGGAAAGAACUGUUAUAUUCAUAGAUGCAAUUGAUGAGUGCGACUCGAACUCCAUACGCGAUGUGGCCGAUUUCUGGCGGGAAACUACAAAGACAGCAUACCAUGCAGGCGUCCAGCUAAGCGUCUGCUUGUCUAGUAGGCACUUCCCUGCCAUUGCUGUCAACGACUGCCCUGAAAUCAUUAUGGAGGACCACAAUCACGCGGAUAUUGUCAAGUUCGUAACACGGCGGCUCGAUCUCGGCAUGGCCGGCAACUAUGCAGAUCAGCAGGCCAUCCAGAAGAAGAUAUUGCAGAAGUCAGGGGGAGUGUUUCUCUGGGUUUCUCUGGUGUUGAAAGACAUUCUGCGGAAACACGAUGAAGGACAAGGGCUGAGAUCCCUACUCAAGCACCUGGAUUCUGUGCCACGGGAGCUUGAGGACUUAUUCUGUCAACUACUGACUACAGCGCCAUCCUCAACGAUGAUUGUCAGGAUUUUCCAGUGGGCGUUGUUGCCUACCAAACCCCUACGUCUCCACGAGUGGCAUCACAUACUGGCUUUCAUAGGAGACACCGCCCCGUCAAGCCUAGACCAGUGGCGGCAAUCCGACGUUUACACAAAGACUGACGAGCAACUGGAGAAGCGAAUAAUACACAUGUCUCGAGGUCUUUUGGGCUUCAACAUGAGGACCGGCAACGGCCAUGAGCCUGCUGAUGAUGCUUGGUCUGACCGCGCCGGCGCAGGGUCUCUUGAUCUGAACACUGGAGAGACCAGAGUGGUUCAAGUCAUACAUGAGUCCGUCCGACAAUACUUCAUGGAAGGCCCCGGUUUUUCCGUUUUGAACUCAGAUUUCGCAGAAAGGAGCCUGGCAAAUGCUCAUCUUUCAAUUAUGAGUGUCUGCCUCGACUACAUACGUAUUGCCGAGCUGAACUCACUGGUCAAAGCACGCAAAGUGGCUCAGCGAUUUACGAGUAGUCGGUCUGCAUCAGAGCGAGCUUCAAGCGUAGCCAGCUUUGGGUCAGCAGGCACUUACGAUGGGGCACAUACCCCAGUCGAGCUGGACAUGCACCAAAGAGAUACCCUACCUGCGAACGGCGAGAGAUCACGCUCCAAUGGGAUUUCUUUAUCGAUGUCCCCUUCUAUGGGGUCCGAUGACAACUUUUUCGCAUUGCGCAGCUUGAAGGGAUUAUCAGGAUCAGCGGGAGCUCACGACGUUAUGAGAGGCUGGUUGAAAGAUCAAUCCGUGACAGACGAAGCUCACUGCGAUGAGCCGGAAGAUCAAUCCGUGACAGACCAAGCUCACUGCGACGAGCCGGCUCUGCCUGAUCACGCGUCCCGUCAGGCAUCAACCGCUGGUAGUUCACAAGUUCUAGAAGACUACAUCGCUCUCCUUUCCUACGCGACCUCCGAACUUUUCACCCAUGCUCGGAAGGCCGAUGUCGAAGGCCUAGAUCCAAGUCAUGUUGUUUGGCGCUUGCGUGAUGGUACUUGGGAUCGUUGGAAAGCACUGCAGGAAGAUGUAGACGAGCGGACGGAGUUUCUCUACUUCGCAGCCAACCUGGGAUUGUCCUUCUGGCUUAAGGCCGACCGCGUCUGGAAGGAUAGCGAAGUCAUUUCUUCCAUCGACUUUGCCAUCGAAAACAGCAAUACCAAAGUUCUUGGAAAUCUAUUAACAGUAGAUGCCUUCCCGUCGGCGGGAUACACAAGGGAGACCAGCAGCAAAAUCCUUGCCUUUUUGGUCAGUGCACCGGAUGUUGCGCUUUUGCAAGCAUACCUAUCACAGUAUCCUUCACAGGAACAUGACGCGAUGAAUUCGAUCAUGGCGAAGAAAGACAUACUGGAAAACAAAUAUGGAGACGGCAGGACUGCUUUACACCUCGCAGUCAUACAACAGAACAAGGCCGCUGUUUCUGUGCUUCUCGAACAUGGUGCCGACGUUUCUGCCGCUGAUCGCCUGCUUAGGACAUCGUUGCAUCUAGCUUGUAUAAGCGAUUCGAGGCUGGCAUGCAAGCCUUCGAGCGACAAGUCACGCAGCGAUAUCAUCGAAUUGCUUCUCGCUCAUCACGCAGAAGUCAAUGCUGUUGAUGCUCAAGGCCAGACUCCACUAUCGAUAGCCUGUUCGAACAUCGCUUGGGCCCCUUGGGGAGACAGGGGUGAGAGUCUUUCGAGUACUGAUGUACAUUUCGACAGAGACGACUUUGACGUUGUCGACGUGCUGCUCAAGCACGGAGCGGAUACCACAAUAAGGAACUCUCUGGGAUUACUCCCGCUCCACGAUGCCUGUUGGACUAGCUCAGGUGGUGUUCAGAGCAAGGUACCCAUAGUAAGCAAGCUGCUAGACUACGGCUCACCCGUGAACGCAGUGGGGGAAGGAGGCGGAACGCCCCUGCAUAUUGCUUGCUUUUGUUCAGAAGGUGAAAUAGUCGAAGAGCUCCUCCGCCGGGGUGCCAACCCCUCAUCGCAAGACCAUGAGGGCCGUAGCCCCCUUCAUAUCGCUGCCGCCCGGUCCACUGAAAAGGUGGUCGAGGCUCUGCUUUUGUUCCCUGGCACCUCCGUGGACGCCAUGGACGAUAGCGGAUCGACACCUCUGCACGUGGCUUGUGAUCUUCAUUCCAGUCUCAGGCAAAGAGUUUCAACGAUACUUGCCAGCAUCCGGCUGCUGCUUGCACAGGGUGCCAAAGCUUAUACGAUGCGGGACUUGAAUGGAGAUUCGCCAGCCGACAUCGCGAGAAAAAACGGCUUCAAGGAGGCUGUGGAACUGCUGGCGGCAGAAAGUUGUGACGCUCACCUUAGACGGCCAUCUAAAUGGUGCGGCGAGCAAUUUGACUUCUGA